GUAUUAUUCUUACCUCACAUGCCGGCAUAGCAGGGCGCUCCCUUCCAUUGCUUCCCCUUCACCACUAAACCAGCUCCGCCGAGCCACUCAAUAAUGGACCCUCCGAUUCGUGACUCGGAGUCCAAACCUAAACCCCUCUCUGAAAACAAAGACGACGCCAACGUCGUCUUCAUCGACACCAACCUCGAUACUCACUUGGCCGUCCUCGUCUCCGAUCACGAUACCGUCUCCGACCUCAAAGAGCGAAUUUUGUCAGAACACCCAUCAUGCUUUCCCAAACUUGGGCAGAUACAGAUUCAUGCAAUGAAGGUAAAGCGCAAAGGGUACUUUUAUCACCUAUCUGAUUCCAUGUUUGUAAAAAGUGCCUUCUAUGGUUUCAACAAGAGCUGGUUUCUUAGUGUGGAUGCUUCUCCAUUGGGCGAGCGUGGUCAAAAUGAUUGUUCUUCUGGUUCUCGUAGCCAGAAGAUACUUCUUGGCAAUUCAGAUAAUGCCUUGACUGGUUUGAUCAAUGAUGAGAAAGAUGAACAUGAUUUUGUGAAUCCAUCUGAUAAAGCUGUUAAGGAUGAUAACGUUGUAUGCGAGGAUGAAAUGUCAAAAUCUGUGUCUAGUGCAAAGGAAAAACAGAAGAGUACAAGGAAAGAAGAUGAUACUCCGGAAUAUGAUGCUUCUGUUUUUAGGCCAGGCAAUGAUACUAUUCAAAGGGAGAUUGAGGUUAUGGCAGACCCUUCAUUAAAUGCAACCAAAGAAGUAAUCAUUGAAAGUGAAGUUUUAAAGGAGCAUCAGCACAAUGAAUUCAAUAAUAAUAACGCGACAAUUGGCAUUGGUACUGAGUCAAUGAAAGAGGCUUCUGAACCUGUACGUGCUACAAAUAAGCAGAAGAAAAGUAAGAGAUCUUUGAUUCAUGAUGCUGAUGUUAUGCAGAAGAAAGGGAAGAAGAGAUCAUCAAAUUCUCAUGAGACACAUUUGACUUCAUUCAGGAAAGAUGCAGAAGCAUAUCCUUCCAACAUUCAAGGGGGUGUUGAAGAGGAAGUUUAUGAAGAUGGUAUAGUCUCUAAAGAUAUCAGCAUGAGCAUACCUACGCUUGAAAAAAUGGAGAUUGGAACUGAUGCAUCCUUAGAAGGUAUUCCAUCUAAAGUAAAGAAGUCAAAAAAACACAACCGUACUGAUGUCGAAACAAAAUUACAACCUUCUGGUGUAAAGGAGCCAAAGGAACCCAAGCAGUUGAAUGAAGAUAAUUUGAAUAUUGUUCUUGACCAGUGCAAUGAAAGUAAGGUUGGUCUGACUGAUAGAGCUGAAGGAAGAAGAGAAGUAUUACAAGAUGAUCCUAAGCCAAUGCAGUUGGAAGAGUGUACACCAUCUGAACAGAAUAAUAACACUGAAGCAAAUAUCAAAGAAUCAAAUGUGACUCCAAAACCUGUUGAUAUGAAUGAGAUGGGUGAACCUGUAAAAUCUGAGAAAAAGAAGAGAAGGAAGAGAAAAGAUAUGGAUUUGGAUGAGAGUACAUCUAGAAAAGAGUGCACACCAUCUAAACAGAAUAACACAGAUGCAAACGUCAAUGACUUAAAUGUGACUUCAAAAGUUGUGCUUGGAAUAGAAAAAUCAGAGAAGAAGAAAAGAAAGACAAGAAAAGAUAAGGAUUCAGAUGUAGAAACAACAGUUGGGGAAGAUAUUGGCCCUACUGAUGCUUCUGAUAGCAAGAUUGUUAUUGUAAAGUCUCUUAAAUCAUCUGAUUGUAAUCCAGCAUCGGGAGAUAUUGGAGCAGAGGAAAACCCUUUAAAUCAUACAGAAGUGGGAAUUAUACAGCAGGCAGAGAUGAAAGGCCCUGUUGUUUCAGCUAUUGAAAAGGAUGAUGCUUCUGGAGCUGAUAAUCCUGGUUCCUUGGAACAAAUUGAAACUAUAGCCAAUGCUGAACAUGUGGACAAGACACGCAGAAAGAAAUCAAACAAGAAGCAAAGCACUAAAUCAAAGAGUUCAUCAAAUAUGCUAACAAACGAUGUUAAUCCAGCAUCGGGAGAUAUUGGAGCAGAGGAAAACCCUUUAAAUCAUACAGAAGUGGGAAUUAUACAGCAGGCAGAGAUGAAAGGCACUGUUGUUUCAGCUACUGAAAAGGAUGAUGCUUCUGGAGCUGAUAAUCCUGGUUACUUGGAACAAAUUGAAACUAUAGCCAAUGCUGAACAUGUGGACAAGACACGCAGAAAGAAAUCAAACAAGAAGCAAAGCACUAAAUCAAAGAGUUCAUCAAAUCUGCUAACAAACGAUGUUAAUGAUAGUCAGAAGCCAUCGCCAUCUUCUGAUAUUGGAACACUUGCUAGCCCUAAUGUGUCCCUGUUUCCAUCAAAUACUGCUGAAGGAAUUGACAACCUGGCUCCUGUUGAAGCUAAUGAUGCUGCUAAAGAUUCAACAUUUUCAUGUGAAGAGAAAGAUGAAAAGAAUUUGGAAGCAUCUUUGGAAGAUGACAGGGUUAAUGUUGAGCAACAAUCUCCAUCCCAGCAAGUGCAGCACAGAAGUCACCUUGAUAAGAUGGUACCAAAUGUGCGCAAGACAAAAAGAGACGCAAAGUUGUCUAGUCAGUCUAACAGUGAUAUAUCCUCAAUUAGAGAAAAAGGAAAGCCUCGAGCCAGUGCUCCCGGAAAAAGCAUGGAUUUAACAGAGAUGGAAGGCACUGUUGUUUCAGCUACUGAAAAGGAUGAUGCUUCUGGAGCUGAUAAUCCUGGUUCCUUGGAACAAAUUGAAACUAUAGCCAAUGCUGAACAUGUGGACAAGACACGCAGAAAGAAAUCAAACAAGAAGCAAAGCACUAAAUCAAAGAGUUCAUCAAAUCUGCUAACAAACGAUGUUAAUGAUAGUCAGAAGCCAUCGCCAUCUUCUGAUAUUGGAACACUUGCUAGCCCUAAUGUGUCCCUGUUUCCAUCAAAUACUGCUGAAGGAAUUGACAACCUGGCUCCUGUUGAAGCUAAUGAUGCUGCUAAAGAUUCAACAUUUUCAUGUGAAGAGAAAGAUGAAAAGAAUUUGGAAGCAUCUUUGGAAGAUGACAGGGUUAAUGUUGAGCAACAAUCUCCAUCCCAGCAAGUGCAGCACAUAAGUCACCUUGAUAAGAUGGUACCAAAUGUGCGCAAGACAAAAAGAGACGCAAAGUUGUCUAGUCAGUCUAACAGUGAUAUAUCCUCAAUUAGAGAAAAAGGAAAGCCUCGAGCCAAUGCUUCCGGAAAAAGUAUGGAUUCAGCAGAUCAUCUUCCAAUAUCAAGCCCAACGAUGAAAGGUUCCAAGAAAGUGAUUCACAAGAAAGCAGGAAAAUCUUUAGUGAAUAAUGCCAGGGAAGUAAAGGGUAAAACAAAUCAGAAGAAGAGCUUGUUAUCAGGAGCAAUCUUCAAAGAUGAUAGCAGUGACACUUCUAAAGAUGCAGAUAAAGUUGAUAUGUCUGAUGCCAGCACUAAAAGUCCAUCUGCAAAUUCACUCUUGUCUGAUUUUUCAGAUGGUGAUAUCAGCGAAGAUUCACAUGGUGGGAAAAGACUGGAAAGUGGUGAACAAAAUGAUUUUAAUGGAAGCAUGUCAAGCAUUAAAGGGAAGCCGAUUGAUCAUGUUUUCAGAAGUUCGAGCAGGUAUAAGAAGGCCAGAAUAACGGCAUCUCAGUUGGAAGAAUCUGAAAGCCAACCGGAGUUUGUUCCAGAUAGCCUUGCUGAGUAACAUGUAAUCUCAAGUUUCAGCUGAAAAGGGGAGAAGAAACACCACUUAACCACAGCAUUGUGGUCCUUUUUAGUGUUCUAUUUUUACUUAUGGAUCAUGUAUCUAGUUGCCUCCAGUUUUUGUUGCUGCUGAUACUGGGUUUAAUUUAAUUCCUUUUUUGCUUCUCAGUAUCUUUCCAAACACAAAUUGAUGUUGAAGUUCUUCACUAUUGUUACCUGUGCUCUCUUUUG
Molecule: messenger RNA, 3914 nt
Organism: Arachis ipaensis
Lineage: Eukaryota; Viridiplantae; Streptophyta; Magnoliopsida; Fabales; Fabaceae
Source: RefSeq, a predicted model, not a curated record